AUGGCAAGAAGAAAUGUCCUUAUUACGGGUUGCUCCUCAGGAAUUGGACUGGCGUUAGCUGUAAAAAUGGCAAAAGAUGAACAGAAGAGAUUUAAAGUGUAUGCCACAAUGCGGAAUCUGGCCAAGAAAGAGCCACUUGAGGAAGCUGCAGGUCAAAGGCUGGGCAAAACCCUUGAAAUUAAACAACUGGAUGUCUGUGAUGAACAGUCUAUUAAAGCUUGUGUGAAUAGUAUCCCUGACAGAAGGAUUGAUGUCCUAGUUAGCAAUGCAGGAAUGGGGCUCAUUGGACCUAUUGAAUGUCAGACCAUAGAUGAGAUGAAAACUGUGAUGGAUACAAACUUCUUUGGACUGGUUCGACUCCUGAAGGAGAUUUUGCCUGAUAUGAAGAGGAGAAAGAGCGGACAUAUAGUCAUAAUAAGCAGCGUUAUGGGAAUACAAGGUAUCUUAUUUAAUGAUGUUUAUGCUGCAUCUAAGUUUGCUGUGGAAGGAUUCUGUGAAAGUUUAGCUAUACAAGCGCUCAAGUUCAAACUGCAGUUAAGUUUAAUUGAACCAGGCCCCGUAGUUACAGAGUUUGAAAGAAAAGUGUUUGAAGAUGGAAUGAAAAUGGAUCUUUCAGCUGCAGAUCAAGAAACAGCCGAUAUGUUUACUAAUAUUUACCUUAAAAAUUACAAACAAAUUUUUCAGAGCCUGGGACAAAGUGCUGAAGAGGUCGCAGAGCAUACAGUAAAGGUAAUUCUUGCAGAAAAUCCACCUUUUCGCCAUCAGACCAACACCUUGUACACUCCAAUGACAACUCUGAAAUAUGCAGAUCCAAAUGGAGAUCUACCCAUUGAUACAUUCUACAAAAUGGUUUUUCAUCAUGACAAGAUCUUCAGUGCAAGUCUUAACUUUAUCAAAUUGCUCAGGUGGAGAAGUAGGAAGAGCUUUGACCUGGGAAAACCCUCAGAAUAA
Molecule: messenger RNA, 951 nt
Organism: Nestor notabilis (Kea)
Lineage: Eukaryota; Metazoa; Chordata; Aves; Psittaciformes; Psittacidae
Product: retinol dehydrogenase 8-like
Exons: 6
Coding region: 1-951 (316 amino acids)
Biological process (GO): estrogen biosynthetic process
Cellular component (GO): cytoplasm
Molecular function (GO): estradiol 17-beta-dehydrogenase [NAD(P)+] activity
Source: RefSeq, a predicted model, not a curated record